CGUCUCAGAACGGACGAUCGUGAUCGGCGCGCGGCGCGUGCGCAGUGCGAAAAUACCGCGAAUAUUAUAUCCGCACUUAUGAGGUGUCGCACUUGCGCAUUCUUUGGACAAGUGCGUCGCACGCUUCUGCUCCGGUUAAUUCUAUAACAUUCUUGUCUGGUGCAAUUUGUCUUGAGUGUUCCGUAGUGCGAAAUUCGUGAUUGUGCGCUAUUAUUGUGACUCUAUUGCACUGUGUAUGUGGUUUGUUUAAUUAAAGUUCAUUGACGUUUCCAAAUGUAGACAAAAUAAGUAGCGCGAGCGUGGCACGCGAUUUUCCCUCAAAUACAAAUUGUGUAUCAUUACUUUUUUGUAGAAUUUGGUGUGAUUUACUUUUAACUAGUCGUCGAAUAGCGGUGAUCUAAUCGCCGCCUACUUAUUUGUAGUUCAAUAUUUCGUUUGACUUAUGAAAAUAACUUUACAGUCAUGUCCUAAAUUUUGUUAAGUUUCAAGUGAGUGAUUUAGUGCCAAGAUUACAAACGAAACUGCUUAGGCUGUAUCUAUCAGUAAAACUUAAAUCCUCGAGUGAUUCAUCGAAAAUAAUCGAAAGUUGCUUUUACAUGGUGAUAGUGAAACUAUGAACAAUGCUGAUCACCAAGUAUACGGCCAUUUUGCUGGAGAGUGCCAGGACCACGGAGGCAAGGAAUACUGCUCUGAGAUCUGGUGAUGGCAGUGGAUGGUCCUCCUCUUUGGACAGUGCUUCGAGUGGCCAAAGAAGGUGGAGACGCCGUCAAUUUGCUUACAGAAGUGCAACGUUCUUAGAGCCUCACUUGCAGGGCGUGAGACGGCGUGACAGUCGAAGUUCGGACUCUGAUCACGAUGAGCGGUCGACAGAGGACGACGAGCGGUCCCUCCUGCGCUGCUCCCCGCGCACGCGGCUCCCCCCACCCCCACCACCGCCACCAGACGACGAACCUCCUCCACUAAAGCCGAGAGAGUUCUUCGAAAGGCUCCAGAGCCAAGCGAUGAGGGAGGCGCAGGAGCGCAAAAGGCCAAGAGAUCUACCGCUCAAGGAAAACCAACUCUUCAGGCCGGUAGAUGCUGAAGGCAGUCUCGGAGACAGUCUCAGUCAAAGCCGAGAAAGUCUCUCGUCGGACGGCGAGGGCGCCCGAGGUGACUGCUCCUCCGUGGGCUCUUCAGGGUCUGGGUCGGAGGAGCAGCCGCCAUGCGACAUCGGGUUGCUAGAGCGCCUGAUCCGAACGCACCCCGUCUGGUUCCUGCCGGGGAUCCAGAGAGCUGGUGCCUUCCAUCUGCUGCAGGGGAAGGAAGAAGGGAACUUCGUAGUCCGUCAAUCGAGCCAGCCUGAUACGAUGGCCAUCAGCGUCCGUCUGCCGGCCGACAAGGGGCCCUACAUCGAGCAUUACCUCAUCCAAGCUUCAGGAGGUCGCAUCGGACUGGAGACCUCGCACAAUCGCUUCGACAAUAUCCCUGAACUAAUCGCUCAUUAUUCGCAGUGUUGUGAUGAGUUACCAGUCCAGCUACAGUUACCCCGGCCUCUGCGUGAAGCGAAGAGCAGACAUCAACUCAGUUCCCUGGCAUUACUUGGUCAGGAAUUCUGGGGAUAUCCGAUGGCGAACCCGAAGAACAAUCCGCAGAAUCUAAUCUCGCCGUGCCAGCAACUCGUCAAUGGUGUAGUCCCAAUGGCCGUCACCCCUUCCGAUACUGGAUCUAGUCUUAGCAGUUUUAAUGCCAGUUCAGGAAACAUCUCACGGGAUCACAUACUCAGUCCAGACAAGGAUCAAAAUGUAGUGCUAAAGAUGUCGCCAAUAGAAUCAUCUGGUUCUCCACCGAGCCAAACCCAGAGCCUCAGCACAUUCAAAGGAAGAACUGCUCCUUCUCCGCCAGCGAAGCCUAGUGGGACUUUUAUUAGAGCUCCCAGACCUACCCCACCGAAUACCCUAAACCUAAUGACUAGUACGGCUCAUAUAACACAACCUCACUCAUUCCCAACCACCAAUACGCAACACUCUCCCACCCUGAGCAGCGUCAAAUCGACGCCUCCGCCUCCACCCCCGCGGUGGGCCAAACCACCUACCAAAGCAUCCUUAUCGCCCAAAUCUGAAGUCGUGGCUUUCAGUCCUAUUAACAAAGCUUCCCAGAAUGGAAACAUAACAGUCACCACGACAGUCACAUUCAGUGUCAAUAACACACAAAUUCAUAAUCACCAAAUAAACGAGAGCAUACAAAGUGACCGGCUGCAACUAACGCUUGCGUCUAAUACAAUCAACAAUAACAACUGCUCAGAUUCAGUGUUCAGUGUAACAGACGCUACGAAAACUUUUGCUGAUGCUAAUGAAGAACAACAGAGUUUGAUGCAUCGUAUGUCACCAGAGGGAGAGUGCAUCAAUGCAAUGACAUCUAGUUUGCACGGCAGCUUCAAAAGACAAGUGAUAGAACAAAAUUCAACCGAAAUUGGAUCACCUAAUGAACCACAAUCUCAGACAAAUACUUCCGAAUCUGCGGAUCCUAUCGUAAACAGUUACACAAAAUCUAGUAACAGUUUCGGUCCUAACCAAAUUGUGUCACCUAAUGGUACUAAUUCUGUAACCAGUGGUAUUUUCUCUCCAACAAGUCAAAUAAAUUCUCCUGUGUCUAACGACACAAUAUCUUCUAAAAGUGGCGUAUUUUCGCCCCUUAGUCAAACAAAUAAGAGCGAAAUAUUUUCGCCAGUAUCGAGAAGCUCACCAAUAUCUGGCAAAAGUGUUUUCUCUCCUUCUUCUAACCAGUCUAUUGUAUCGCCUAUGAUGGGUAAAGAUAGAGAAAAGAUUUUGUCUCCUAACACAAAUACAACGAGUACUACACCAUCUGGUAGAUCGAGGAGGAGUAGACACUCCCAGCGAAAGGAGUCCAGACAUUACCAGGAAUCUGAUAUCCUCGAAUCUCCAGGCGUGUACUACAGAAGUUCUCUUAUGGACAAAGUAUCAGAUUACGAAGAUAUUUGGGGACCAGAAGGCAAUAACUGUUCGACAUUUAAACCUUCAAAAAUGGAAACCGAUAACAAUAUAAGCAACGGCCUGAUGAAAAGUAAAAGGCCUGACCUUUUGCCAGAUACUUUGCCAAAAUUAAAUGCAGCUAAAAGUACUCAAUCGAUACUGGAGAAAGAAAAUAUGAUAAUUCUGAAUUCUACAGAAAGUCUAAAUGAAAAGAAAAAUCUCUCCGAUAGCUCUUUGAAAAAGAGCUUCAAUGGGUCGACUGAAAUUAUUGCGACUACUAACAGCAAAGGAGAAAUUAUACCAAAGAGGCCGGACAAACUUAAUAUUGCAAUGAACAUGAAUAAGAAAUUGACUGAAGAGAUUGAAGCAUCAUUUAAAAAUAGGGAGGUACAUAAUAACACUGAGAGUAUGGAGACUGUGAAAUUGGAAGAUUGCAUUAAAGACCCGGUAGAUGACGAUUCUGAAAAAGAUAACGCAGGCAGUCCCUUCUACGCCGAUCCUGUAGAUGCCAUAAAAGAAGCUGCUUUGCCUCCAGUGCAACGGAGAAAAUUGCUCAGGGUGGGAAUGAGUUUGGCGCAAAGAUAUUCGGAGCCUCCAAAUCAAAACCACCCUUACUACCCUCUAAGAGACAUGCACAGCAUAGAGGAACUCUCACCUUCUUCACCAAAUACUUCGACGUCUGUGGAUAACCUGGUGUCUUUACGAAGCAAGCCGAAGAUGAAACCAGUGCAGCCACCCAGGGUCGCCAACAAGCCACCCACAGGCAAGAACGACCAGACUUGGACCGUUGACUCCAGUUGGGAGUUCAUAAAUAAAAACGACGAAGGAUCUAACAGCGAAAGUGGUACCUUCCCUUCAUUAGCUGAACAAGAGAGUCGAUUAAGCGGAGUGGACGAUGGAACUCAACAUCUUACUGUUCAUCAGAUAGUAGCUCAGAGAUUCCCAGAAUUGCAUCUGAACGCUGAACCGGUAGCACUUCCAGAGGAGGUGCGAUCUCCUCCCAGAGCAUCCUGUUAUGAUAACGUACACGAUCUCAGACCCUUGUCUGAACAGGCUAGCGACGAUGGGACCGUUUUCUCGGAGCCAUGGGAUAGUUCACAAUGGGACGGUUUAUUACCACCCUCGAACGGGCAGCAAUCUUACGACAUGGACGAACCCUGUGAAUGGGAAUCUCCGAUUCCUAGACGGGGACCAGCUGCUGCAACCCGUGCCAAGAGCUUCAGGGACAGACUGGAUCCUUUGCUUGCUGCAGGACGUGUCCGUGCUCUUCGCGGAGGAAGGACAUCCCGCGGAGCCGGUGCAGCGCUGCGUGCGUACGCGCUUCACCUGGCCCAGGACAAGAGUACCACCUUCGCUCAAAAUGUAGACAACUUCAUUUCGUGUACUCUGGACUCCAAGGAGACUUGUCCACAGGUGAUGAUGCGCAACAUGAGGCAGUUCAUGUCUGGUAUGAAGAAUUACCUCGUGAAGCACGGCGAGAGAGAAUUCGAGAAAGAAGUUGAAAAGGAAAGGCUCAAGUUAAAACCAACGGAAUUUCUGAACUUGGAUGCCAUAUUGGAAGGAGUGAUGCACCGUUUGGUCGUUCGUCCAUUGCGGUCGAAGCUCUAUUCCCUGCUAGCAUCUUGGCACUCGGCUGAUGUGAGGCGACUUCAUGCGGCUAUUGAACGCGCCCAACACGCCACGCCACUACAGCUUGGAAUAAAGGAAUCCACAAAGGUACCAUCAACAGCUGUCUUAGCAGUGAUCUCAAAACAUUUCCUCAAAAUGCAAGAAGCUGAUUCCCCGUUGGACAAACUCGAGAACCUUCUCGCGGCUAUUUCUGUCAUGUUUAAUUCGAUCCGAGGAGAGCGCGCAUUAGGAGCCGACGAUUUACUGCCAGUCCUGGCGUGGACAGUGGCUCGUUGCCGACUGGUCUGCGCAGAACUGGAAGCAGAGUUGAUGGCUGGUCUGCUACCAGCAGCACUGCUAGCCGGAGAGGGGGGGUACUACCUCACCGCCCUGUUCUCUGCUGUUGCAGUGCUGAAGAGACUGGCUCCGGAACCUGGUCCUGAUAGUACUACUCCUUGGCGACGUGGAUCUUUAGAGGCGAACCGCGAUGGGUGUCCGGUAGCGGUGGUUCGUGUGGCACUUCCUGACGAAUGCCGGGGCUCCAUCCGUCGUGUAGCGCUCCCCUGCCGGCCAGGGGCGCGCGCCCGCGACCUCUGCAGAGCUCUAGCGCACGCCGCAGCCAUCACCAACCCACAGGACUACGCCCUGUUUGCUUUACACGACGGACAUGAAACUAUGCUGAAUGAAAACGACUGUCCGCAAGAAGUAAUGACCGAGAUGAAGAGUGGACAGAACUUUAUACUCGCCUACAAGAGGAUAGAUGCCAAAAUCGCAUGGCCGCAACAGGCCCUACUAUCCUACCCCUAAAUAGGUACCUACUAAGUACUCCAAUAACGGCAAUAGAAAUCUCUUAGGAACUAUAACUCAAUAUACUUUUUACUAAAGAAUGUUUCUAAUUGCCUUGAAAUUCUGGUUGUUGAAAAUCAUGCUCGGUAUUAAAACUACUAUUGAUUAAAGUACUAUUGGACAUUGGAAAUUCCUAUAUAUUUUUAUCUUCUGAACAAUAAAUCGAGUGAUAUUUUCUACGAUAUUACCCAACGGAUUUUUAUGUGCUAUCUUCUUCGUAGUUAACUCAUAAGUACAUUGCUGAUAGGCAGUAUUUUUAAAAGCGUCGCUUCUUAAAUACACGCAUACUAAUGUCAUUUUUAAUAAUGUAGCUUUUGUACCCAAUCUAGUUUGUAACUGAAUGUAAUCCGACUGAACAUUUGUACAUUCGUGUAUCGUGUGGUUUUAUUCGUAAUCGUGUGAUGUGUUGUAAAAAGUUCACCACUUUGUUUUAUCAAGAUAAUUUGUUAUAGGAACGGAACUCACUCCCUUUAAAAGGCAGUCAGUUUUUUACUCGGGCGUACUAUAAUUGUAAAUGUUCCUAAAAUUUCAUAAAGUACCCUGAUCGAACUCACCAAAUUUGUUUUUAGUUUUAAAAAUUUUAGUAUUUCUCUAAAAUUUUUCUAGUUCUAAUAUUACUUUUGAAGUAUCGGUAUUUUUACUAAAACUAACUUGUUUAUGAACUGUGAUGUUAUUCGUAUUAGUAAUGUAAGGUUUUGUAUUGAUUUUGUAUAUUCGUAGAGGAGUUUCUUAAUAUAAUUUAUUUAUAUGUAAUCUUAAGGAAGCGUAUUUAAACCGACGUCAAUGGACAAAUUCUAGUGAACAAUUUCUAAUACCAAUAAUAUCAAAAAAAAAAAUACUACUUUCACUUCAUGAAAAUGCAUAAUGGCAAGAUAUGCAAGCAACGUCUAGAAUUUGUUCAUCAAAUAACGUAUUCAGAUAAAUAAACCAUUAACACUGCCAGGUAGCAUAUUUUUGUAACUUUUAUCAAAAUAACAGUACAUUUUGUAUAGCAAUCAUCUCAAUUAUCUCCAUAACAAUCAAUAAGUUCAAUAUCUGAAUAUGUUAGGGUGAUCACCCAUUUGUAUUUAUUACAGUCUUGUAUUUUAACGUUAGUUAUAUAACGCGUAUAAUAUUGUGUUUUUAUAACAUUUUCAGUCACUUGUGAAGAAGUAAACGAAUUUUUACCAAAA
Pectinophora gossypiella (pink bollworm) is the source of this 6595-nucleotide messenger RNA. RefSeq names its product protein sprint (gene spri). The transcript has 24 exons. The record is from RefSeq and is a predicted model, not a curated record. Gene Ontology annotation, molecular function: guanyl-nucleotide exchange factor activity; small GTPase binding. Gene Ontology annotation, cellular component: cytosol; endocytic vesicle. Gene Ontology annotation, biological process: signal transduction; vesicle-mediated transport. The coding region runs from base 621 to 5384 and encodes 1587 amino acids. NCBI's taxonomy places the organism in Eukaryota, Metazoa, Arthropoda, Insecta, Lepidoptera, Gelechiidae.